This is a messenger RNA of Carica papaya (papaya), 1699 nucleotides long. Lineage: Eukaryota; Viridiplantae; Streptophyta; Magnoliopsida; Brassicales; Caricaceae. The record is from RefSeq and is a predicted model, not a curated record.
ACCCUCUAGUUUUGGGAAGAAGAGCUUUAUCAUCUGGAGGGAACUUGGGUGAAAUAUUUGCCUCGUUCUCUUUCUGCUUUGUUAUUUAAAUACCGUCCUAACAAGGUUAAAUAUUCAACCACUUGCUCCUUCACAUCCCUUCAGCCUCCUGUAAACGUAGCUUUGUACUUGAAAUAAGAAUCAGGUACACCUGUUGAUUAUCUUGUCAUUCUAACAUUAGAUGUCAUCUUGCAGCUGUUGAAUUAUGAGUUAAAUAUUUUUGGUCUUCACAUCUUGGCAUUCACCUAUUUGCUAACUUUGGUUAUAAAGUACCUUUGCUAAUAUAUGUGCAUCUCAAUGAUAAUUUCCUUGACUUACCUUUAGAAUUAUAAUAGUGUCUUUGUUCCUUUUGAUAGAAAAAGAAAAAUUAUUAGAGAGAAAACCAAAAGCACAUAACAGGAGAAUUAGUUAUCCUUCCGAAAAGGUGAAAAAGCAUAAAAGCCAAAAUGAAAAUAGAGCAAGGAUAGCCAGCUAAUCUCUAUGUAAAAUAGACGAAUAAAUCUUUUGUAAAGGCCAUGCAUGUUAGCCAAAGAGGCUAAAAAAGUUAACCUAUCCCACAGAAACCAAAAAUAGAAAAAAGAAAAGAAACCUCAAGGGUCUUAGCAUUUUUCUCCAAACACAACUAUAACUUAGUAAAAAAGUGCAUCUCAUAAGAGACCUAACUUUUUUUUUUUUUCUACCCAAUAUUGCAAAAAAAAAAAAAAAAAAGAAAAAUGUAAUCGAAGCUCUUAAGGUUUUGGGGAGGAACCUAGGAAACACUGAAAGUGUUGAAUAAAUCAGAGUAAAAAGUGUGCAGGCCAUAUAAAAAGAAAGAUGGUUGUGAGACUCGCCAACAUGAGAACACAUCAUACAUAUCCUUGGGGACAAAGCAUGAUUCAGCCUGCAAACUUGGAGCAUUAGUAUAGUUGUUGUUAUAAUAUACUCAUCUAAAGCUAACUACAUGUUUUGCAAUCACUUCAAAUGGUUUCUUAUCUGAAAAUGAUAGCUCCAUUUUUAUGAGGUCCAUUUUAUUACUUCAUUCCUUAAUUUCGCUUAGACAUUUUCCUUCUCCAUGCCUACCACAGUUUUGGAGGGACCUAGAGACGUUACACCGACUGUUCUGAAGUCUUCAACUGGUCUAGAAGUGUCUAAACUUUCUCCUAAGAAGUGGGGUCUUUCUGGAAGCUCGAGCAUUAUACUGGCUGCUUUUCUGGCUGGAGUGUCUUUUCUUCUUUCUCAUGGAAUUGAUAUAAGGCCUAACCUUGCAGCAAUAUUAGGGCUAGCCAUUGUAGAUUCCAUUUUCCUUGGUGGUAGCUGUUUAGCUCAAAUUUCUAGUUAUUGGCCUCCGUAUAAACGAAGGAUCCUAGUUCAUGAAGCAGGUCAUUUGUUGGUAGCAUAUCUUAUGGGUUGUCCAAUUCGAGGGGUGAUUUUAGACCCAAUUGUUGCAAUGCAGAUGGGCAUUCAAGGGCAGGCUGGAACGCAGUUUUGGGAUGAGAAAAUGGAUAAUGAAAUUGCCAAAGGACAACUGAGUGGUAUCGCAUUUGACAGAAAUCGUCCAUCUUCCAUUGAUCUAAUGGUUGGACACCAGAGUUACAAUAUAAUAUAUGUAUAUAUUGUAUGUCGAAGAUGGACAUUAGCCUCAAUAAAAGGAUCAGAGAACCAGUAGGUUUGUACCCCAAUA